CCGAAUCUCACGCCUCUCUCUCUCUCUCUCACCCACCGACUUUACUCAUCUGUAACUGUGCCGAAGAAGCCAUCUCUUUAACACUCAACCACUCGCACAGAUCUCAACCUUGUCUUCUCUCUGCACAAAGCUCUCUAUACGAUUAGUCACAUCCAUCAUUCAAGUAGAUUUGCAAAUCUCAUACCUAUACCAGGUAUUCUUUAUCUUCAAGCAAACAAGCCCCUUUCUCUAUAAAAUGGCCCCAAUCCGUGCUGGUAAAAGCCAUAAGCGAUCGAAGAAGAACACCGCGGAGAAGGUUGGGGCAAACGUUGUGAGGUGCGGAAGAUGGGUUCUCCGACAAACGAAAAUUCGAAAAGCUAGAGCCCAAAUUUUUUCUCCAAAGACGCCUCCAAGACAAGUUCCAAGUCAGGUUUCAGUCAAGAAGAAGAAGCAUUCAUCUUCUCCCUUCCCUUCAGAACAGUCGUGCACCGGCGAGAAUAGCAUACCAGUGGGUAGAAUGGCUGAUGAUUUGUCGGAUAUUGGGAUGUGGGGGUACUCCACUGUGGAGACUUUCAUAAAUAUAAUGCUUGAUGAGGUGAAGAAAGAGGGACAAACUAGUAGCAAGAAAGAUAGAAACUUUACGGCUAGGCAGUGGACAUCCAUUGAGGGAGAGAUGACAGUGAGGUUGAGGAGGAGGGGAUAUACUACGAAAAAAUUGCAGGGCAAAUUUGCGCGUUUGAAGAAGGCAUAUAAGGCAUUUCUGGAACUAAAAGUCAAGCAAACAGGGCUAGGAUGGGAUGAGGCUACUGGAACAGUCACAAUGUCAGACACUGAUUGA
Rhododendron vialii is the source of this 817-nucleotide messenger RNA. RefSeq lists its product as uncharacterized. The coding region runs from base 236 to 817 and encodes 193 amino acids. The transcript has 3 exons. The record is from RefSeq and is a predicted model, not a curated record. NCBI's taxonomy places the organism in Eukaryota, Viridiplantae, Streptophyta, Magnoliopsida, Ericales, Ericaceae.